AUGAAGGUUGUGGAGUUGUCAGAAGACCCGAGGUCUCCUCUCUCUGUUCUUCCAACUGUGAACUAUCAGAUCAUCAAUGCAGGCCACCUCCUCCUCAGAGAAACCAGUCAGGACAGAAUUGACAACUCCAGCCUGAAGGUCCAAAGGCAACCUUUCAUCCUCACCGGACUGAGUGGCCAGCCAGCCAUAAAUGUCAGCUACGGUCCCAUGUCUUUGGAACAGUCUAUACUACCCCAUAUGAUCUACACCGGCCCCAGGAUCCGACCGUUUAUACUUGCUCGUCAGAUUCGAUCAUCUACACCCGUGAUAUACCUGCUUUUUUAUGCAACUGGCAACAGGGGUGAUGUGACAGAAUUUGGGCCUAUGCAGAACAUGCCGGGUGAAGGAGGACAUAUUUGCAUUACGGCAUAUGCCUUUUGGGAAACCAGGGAAGUCACGGGCAGCUGCUCGAUUCCUGCUGAUGGCGGUUUCUGCUUGGUGCAUCUAAAACCUGAGCCAGCGUGGUUCAGCCCUGGAGGUGGUCGAUCUAACUGGGAGCACAGAAGCGAUCAGAGAGGCAAUGUUGCUGAGAUUUAUUACCUAUCCAGACUCAGUCCUAAUGGUCAGUGUGUCCCUCAAGAGAGUAAGCAGAGGCGGGUUCCACAGCAGGGCGAACCAGGUCGCCAUUUCUCGGGAUCCACCAUGAAGAGAAUUGGAAUUGUGAACCUCCUGCGUUCCCCUCCUGGAAACCCCACAUUUAUGCGUUUGCGCCUCGGGGGCGCCGUCAUUAUCCAGACCUCCUCAAAGCCAUUAAAGACCACAGACACCGCCACCUUCUACGUGUUCCUGUCAGGUACAUCACCGGUUGAACAUUUCAUACUCAGAGCCACGGCAAGAAAAGGUAUAUCAUUCAGCCGAGCUAGACCCAGUGACGCCAACCUAUGGGACAUCACUCUGGAACCCGGGAGAGGAAGUGAUGCCCAAACCAUUUCUGUGACCUGCCAGAAGAAAAGCACAUUAACUAGCAAAAGAGGUCUUCUAGAGGUCCUGCAGCUGGACUUUGAGUCGGAGGAGCAGAGUGACCAGUUAGAGAGCCAGAUGGUCACGUGGCGACUGGAGUUGCCUGGAAACAUGAUCCGGGAUGAAGGGACCAUGAGGAUCUACACUAUCCAGAGAGACUAUGUGGGCAUAGCACCUUUGAUCACGGAUACGGAGCUCCUUAAUACGGCCGUGCUGACUGGAAAGAGGGUCUCUGUGCCUGUGAAGGUUUUGGGAGUGGAGGCUGAUGGCUCAAUCACAGAUAUCACCAACUCUUCUCGUUGCAGGUCUUCAGACCAGGAUGUGCUGAAGGUGUCUGAGAGAUGUGAUUCUGUGUACGUCAACGGUAAAGAGACUCAUGGGAAGGUGAAGAUCAUGGUGAACUUUACCUACAGUUACCUGAGUGCUCAGCUGGAGAUGAGCGUGUGGAUGCCUCGACGCCCACUGCUGAUUGAGAUGUCUGAUCCAGAGCUCAGUCAGAUCAAAGGCUGGAGGGUUCCUGUCAACGGAAACAAAAGAGUGAGCUGGGACACGGAGGAGGAUGAUGAGAGGAAAGGCAGAGGCUGCAUGCUGCAAUAUCAGCACAGUUUGAUUCGAGUGCUUACUGUUUUCACUGCGGAUUCGCCAGAUCCGAGCGGCCCAUCUCCGGCGUACUUUCUUGGCUCUGAUUGGCAGGUGGAUGUGACGGGGCUGGUGCAAUAUUUUUUGAAAAUGGGGGAUAUGACCGUGGCACGCUUGCAAGCAGGAAACGUGCUGGCGGGGAGGGCUCCGGGCGUCACAACCUUGCAGGUGAUGUCCCCGCUGUCAGACUCGGUUCUGGGUGAGAGGAUGAUCCGGGUAGUGGAUGAUAAAGUCAGUAUUACAGAGUUGGGAGUGCAGCUGGUCUCUGGCCUUUCGCUGAACCUCCAGCUCAGCCCUGGAAGCAACAGAGCCAUCGUUGCCAAGACGACCACACAGGAGACCAUGCACAACCUUAAACAGAGACCUCAUCGUCUCUUCAUGGGCUCUGGAAGCACCACUCCUCAGGCUUUGCAUAAUGUAUUUUACCCUAGAAUUUAUGACAACCUGUGGAGGCCUGUAGUUGGCUGCUGGCUACAGUUCAGCGAUGGCUCCCGGACUCCUCUCGAUCUGUACGAUCCCAGCGGAUAUUACCUCAGCAUCAUUUCGCUGGACCAAAGGGUAGUGUCCGUACGGAAUAUGCCGGGUUCGGUCUACGUUGUUGUUGCAGAGGCUGAGGGACAGGGCCAACUGCUCAGAGCCGAGCUCGCCAUCUGCGAGGCCUGUCAGAAAUCUAAACGCAAGAGCAAGUUAGCUGUGGGUGGAGGCACAGUAACGGUUAAAUUCCCACUGGACGAGCAGCUUGCAGGGAUUGGGAAGAAAGAGACCAGCGCUGGAAUGGAGAAUGACCGUGCCAGUGACGGUGAGGAAAAUGACAGUGAAUCCAAACUGAUUCUUACCUCUCCUUCAAACACAUUUCAGCCUGCUGGUAUCCAUGAGAGCAUCCCGAGUGGGAUCAAACUUGUAACCAUGUUCAAACUGCAAGAAGCGAUUGGCGGUGGUGUAUCCACAAUUAAGUCAUUGAACAGCGUGGAGACGACUUCUAUCACCAAUCCCGUCGCAGACAAAGCUCUCAUAACCGUAGGCCCGAGAAGUCCAAAUGAUUAUAGAAACCAAAUUGAGAACUCUGACUUCCCCUUUCAAGUUGAAAAACCCAAGCAGGAAACUCCACUCGUAGAGAGUGAUCUGAUACAGAUGUUCAAUGUGUUCGCAGACAUAGAAGUUUGCAUCUAUGCACUAGUAGGAGUCUUGUGCUUGGCCAUCAUAGCCGUUCUGCUAAACUGUGCCACCCACAAUGUGAAAUCACGCAAGAAAUCGCCCAUUCAGUGCCAGGCUCCUACCGAGCACAAGCAUCAUUGGGUUCGAGUGGGCACGGCUACAGAGCAAAGAAAAGUGGUGCCAAUCGCAACCACCUGUAAGCAGGAGAUGCAGACGGCUGUGGAGAUGCCAAGAAGCAUUCAGAUUCAGAAGAGCACAGAGCGGUCCAGAGGCACAGAAAUGAUUCAGUCACGGGACAUACCAGCUACUGUAGCUGAGGAGAGGACCGCCACUCUGGGAAGAAGAACCAACACUCUUCCUCUACGACGUGAUCCUACGGCUUUCAGAUCGGCUACUCUUCUUCCGAAACCUGUUCGCAGUGAACCUCUACAUUCUCCCACAAGCAAGAGGAAUCAGGUCCAGUUUACAACCUUCACCACUUUGGACAUCAAACAUCUGGCUGCUCUAAAGAAGAGUGCUCAGAGUUUCAGCUGGGCAAACCAGCCGGUUGGAGUAAGCCAAGGUACUGGUAUUGGAUUGAGCGGACAGGUUGAAAGAACCAAUCAUGUGAACGUAUGUAGUCAAGUGGAAGGGUCUGUUCCGAUGGUGGACUCCAGUGAGUCCAGAGGGUUUCUUCCAGAAGGUCCGUGGCCUGUGGCUAAACCAGUGUCAAAAGUGUGAAACGCUGUUUGUGUUGAGAAUGUCUGUGUUUGUGUGAAACAGGAUGUGCAUGUGUGUCUGAAUUGUAUGUAUAAAAUUAACAUGUACAUAUUUCUGUAACCCUUUUUACUUUCCUGCUUUUGUAUAUUUGUAUGAAUAUUCAAGAUAUUAGAGAUUACUACAAAUAUUUAAAAAAACACACAUAUAAACAUAUUUAUGUAAUGCUACUAUAUAUACUUAUAUGCAGUAUAAAUUAUAUAUGCAAUUAUAUAUGUUUUUUUAUAAUAUUGGUAACAUUUACAAUAAGGUUCUAUUCGUUAACAUUAGUAGAAAAAUAACCCAGUGGCUUAAAUAUCACAAAAAAGAAAAAAAAAACAUUUACAUAUAUAUUUUUAAGUUUAUUUAAUUAAAAGAAAUUACUAAAACUUAUUAUUAACUAAUUAAAAUUAAUGUAUAAUUUUUUUUAGUUUUUAAUAAUUAAUUAUUUAUUUUUAAUCUAAUUAACAAAUUAUAUUUUUAACAUACCCGUAAUAUUAUUUUGUUGACUCACAGGUAAGGGCUGUUGUUUGUAAUUUAUUCAUGAUAAAGCACUAGCCUUAAAUCCCUUAUUGCUUUUACAAAACGGUUACCACACAACACAAAUAUUAAAGCCAAAAAAUGAUGUAUCGUUGCAACUUUCAUGAUAUAAAAUGACUAAAAACCUUCCUUCCGCUGAACAAAAAAUUGUCCCUGAUCUACUGUGAACAGCACAGAAUGUUUAGAUUAUGUUUCUAAGUGUAAGGGUGCAGUGUUGUUUAACAUGAAAAAAAUACAUCAAACCACUGACCAAUCACAAUCACGAACUGGAUCAAACCCUUUUAUGCAAUACAAUUGUUGGUUUAUGUAAAUGCAUUAAUAAAGACAACCUUAUUGUAUAACCAAAAUAUUACAUAAAAUGUAGUAAAUGUAUUUUUAAUCUAAUGACGUUUCUCCUUGUAAGUAGGCCU
Messenger RNA from Triplophysa dalaica, 4478 nucleotides. Its product is annotated as transmembrane protein 132D. NCBI's taxonomy places the organism in Eukaryota, Metazoa, Chordata, Actinopteri, Cypriniformes, Nemacheilidae. The record is from RefSeq and is a predicted model, not a curated record. The transcript is spliced from 9 exons. The coding region runs from base 1 to 3513 and encodes 1170 amino acids.